CUCCUCCUCCUCCUCCUCCUCCUGUCACCUGUGGCUGUGGUUUCAUCAGUGGACGGUUGCCACAGCGGCAGGGAUAAAGACCACCGUCCGAAAGAGAACUGCACAGGAGCCGGGUUCAGGGACGUCCCGGUGGGACUGGAUCAGAGGACGAAGGUUCUGCUGUUUCCAAACAACCUGUUCUCCGCUCUGUCCUGGACCUCCUUCCAGGUUUUUACAGAAAUCCAUGAGCUGGACCUGACGGCCAACGAGAUCCCCGAGGUGACACCCAGUCCUGGUCCGGUCCUGCCCAGUCUCAGUGUCCUCCGGCUGGGGUCCAACCACCUGACCCUCCUGUCUGACGGGUCCUUCACAGCCUGUCCUGCUCUGAGCGAGCUCUACCUGGAAAAUAACUCCAUCUCAGCUCUGAGCGACCGCAGCUUCUCUGGGCUCAACAAGCUGAAGAUCCUGGACCUGACAGCCAAUCAGAUCUCAGUUCUUCCCGUUCACCUGCUCCACCCUCUGAUGGCCAUAGAGACCCUCUACCUGGAGAGCAACCAGAUAAAGGUGAUGCCCAAUGAUUGGUUCAUCAAGAAGGAGGAGGUGCCAUACCUUUACCUGUCAGCCAAUCCCUGGGCUUGUUCUUGUUCUCUUUCUUACCUUCACAAAUACCUGAAUGAGUACGAGCUCAAUGUCUACGUCCGAGACGGUCCUAUCAUCCAGGUGGAUGUGGAGAGCCUGGUUUGUGACUCUCCUGAGGAGUACAAAGGGAAACCUGUGUUUACGCUGGAAGAAUCGGACCUGUGCUCAGUUUCAACAGAAACUGGUCCACCUGAGCUCCAGGUGACAACAGAAGCUCUGCACAUGACGACAUCCGCUACUAAAACCACCCCAGCUACUGCUGCCCCCACUCAGGUGUUCCUCCAGCUGCACACGCAGCACUCGGUGGUGACGUGGUCCUGGUACCAAACCUUCACCCGGUACUAUGAACUGCUGCACACCUCUGGAUCAGAGAUGAAKACUAAACGAUCGUUAGUCGGGUCGUUUGAGUUGAUGGGACUGCCAACGACUGGUGGUCUGAUAGAAGCUGUGGAAACAACCACAGGUGUUCCUACAACCGUAWCAUCAACAACACCGACCACAACAACUACCACCACACCAGCCACGACAACUACCAUCCAGACUCUGACGACACCCAGCACCUCUGAGACGACAUUGUCGAUCUCUUCAGUGGGGUUCUUGAGUUCUGCAGGGUCUCCAGGUUCCGGUGGAGUGUUCUGUGUUUGGCUGUUUGCAGGAUGUCUGCUGCUCUGCCUUGCAGCUGCAGCGUGUGUCCUGGUGACCCUGGUGAGGCUGGUGACCUGGUACCGGACCGUCUACAGCCCGGUGAGCGCAGCCUGGGUCGGAAGGAUCAAAAGCAGGGAGGAGUUGGAGCUGCUGAUGAAGAGGAGAACGGAGGAGAAAGGAGCAGGAGACGGAGGAGUGAUGGCUCUUUAUCGCUCUGUUCUGUUCAUCAGCAGGGAGGAAGAGGAGGCUGUGGGGGAGGAAGAAGGGGGGAGGGAGGAGAGGGGGGUGUACAAGAAGACUCUGUACAGGGUGGUGAGGAGAGAGGAGGAGAUAGAAGGAUGGAGGGAUGUGGUGAAGGAGUGUCAGGUCUCUGGGAGGAGGGUCAGGGGGGAUCAAGAUCUGAUUGGAGGUGAAGGAGGAGGAGCCAAAAAGCGCUACAGCGUGAUUCUGCGGGAGGAGAGGGAGGAGCAACGGGAAGGGAGGGAGGAGCUGGAUUGGGUGGUAGGAGGCUGGGAGGUGAAACGAGGACCAGGAGGCAGAGAGGAGGUCCCCAGGAGCAGCUGGGGGGAGUGGCUGGCACACUAUUUACCCAGCAUGCCUUGGGGAGUGGCCACGCCUCCUGAGGAAGAGGCGGUGCAGUGACAUCUGUGGUGGGAGGAGCUAAAUAUAUCACUUCCUGUUCAGCUUCUGUACGUCACACUGAUCUGUCUUUCAUUUUAAAACAAAUAAAACAUUUGAAACAGUC
This is a messenger RNA of Austrofundulus limnaeus, 2008 nucleotides long. RefSeq names its product glycoprotein Ib platelet subunit alpha (gene gp1ba). Lineage: Eukaryota; Metazoa; Chordata; Actinopteri; Cyprinodontiformes; Rivulidae. The record is from RefSeq and is a predicted model, not a curated record. Gene Ontology annotation, molecular function: protein binding.